AUGGCCUCCUCCUCCUCCUCCUCCUCCAUCACCAUCCUCCUCCUCCUCCUCCUCCUCCUCCACAUCGCCGCCGCGAAAAAAACCUACAUCGUCCGAGUCAAACACUCCGAUAAACCAGAAUCAUUCCAAUCUCACCACGAUUGGUACUCAUCCCAACUCAAUUCCGAAUCCUCUCUUCUCUACACUUACACAACCUCUUUCCAUGGCUUCUCCGCUUACCUCACCUCCUCCGAAGCCGAAUCACUCCUCCGCGACUCCGAUUCAAUCCUCGACGUCUUCGAAGAUCCUCUCUACACACUUCACACAACACGUACACCGGAGUUCCUCGGUCUCAAUUCCGAAUUCGGCGUUUACACUAAUCAAGAUCUCGUCUCCGCUUCUAACGGCGUUAUCAUCGGAGUUUUGGAUACUGGAGUUUGGCCUGAAUCUAAGAGUUUUGAUGAUACUGAUAUGCCUGAGAUCCCUUCUAAAUGGAGAGGUGAAUGUGAAUCUGGUUCCGAUUUCGAUUCGAAAUUGUGUAACAAGAAGCUAAUCGGAGCUAGAAGCUUCUCCAAAGGGUUUCAAAUGGCUUCAGGCGGUGGUGGUUUCUCGAGUAAACGUGAAUCUGUUUCUCCUCGUGAUGUUGAUGGUCAUGGAACUCAUACUUCAACUACAGCUGCUGGAUCUGCGGUUAGAAACGCUAGCUUCCUUGGUUACGCUGCUGGUACGGCGAGAGGUAUGGCGACUCGUGCUCGUGUUGCUACUUAUAAAGUUUGUUGGAGUACUGGUUGUUUUGGAUCUGAUAUCUUAGCUGCUAUGGAUCGAGCUAUACUUGAUGGUGUUGAUGUUCUUUCUUUAUCUCUUGGUGGUGGCUCUGCUCCGUAUUAUCGAGAUACGAUUGCGAUUGGAUCGUUCUCGGCUAUGGAGAAAGGUGUGUUUGUGUCUUGUUCAGCUGGUAAUAGUGGUCCGACUAGAGCCUCGGUUGCGAAUGUUGCGCCUUGGGUUAUGACUGUUGGUGCUGGAACUUUGGAUAGAGAUUUUCCGGCUUUUGCGAAUCUUGGUAACGGGAAAAGGCUUACCGGUGUUUCGCUUUAUAGUGGUGUGGGAAUGGGAACGAAGCCGCUUGAGUUGGUUUAUAAUCAAGGGAAUAGUAGUUCUAGUAAUCUUUGUUUGCCUGGUUCGCUUGAUUCGAGUAUUGUUCGUGGUAAGAUUGUUGUUUGUGAUAGAGGUGUGAAUGCUAGAGUUGAGAAAGGUGCUGUGGUGAGAGAUGCUGGUGGUUUGGGGAUGAUAAUGGCGAAUACUGCUGCGAGUGGUGAGGAGCUUGUGGCGGAUAGUCAUUUGCUUCCUGCUAUUGCUGUAGGGAAGAAGACUGGUGAUUUACUUAGGGAGUAUGUUAAGUCGGAUUCUAAUCCGACUGCUGUUCUUGUUUUUAAAGGAACGGUUCUUGAUGUUAAGCCGUCCCCUGUGGUUGCUGCUUUUAGCUCGAGAGGUCCUAAUACUGUUACUCCUGAAAUCUUGAAACCUGAUGUUAUUGGUCCUGGUGUUAAUAUCUUGGCUGGUUGGUCUGAUGCUAUUGGUCCUACUGGUCUUGAAAAGGACUCGAGGAGGACUCAGUUCAACAUCAUGUCAGGUACGUCAAUGUCAUGCCCACACAUUAGUGGUUUAGCUGGUCUUUUGAAAGCAGCUCAUCCGGAGUGGAGUCCGAGUGCUAUCAAAUCAGCUCUCAUGACCACAGCUUACGUUCUUGACAACACCAACUCCCCUCUCCAUGAUGCUGCAGACAACAGCCUCUCUAACCCACAUGCUCACGGCUCAGGCCAUGUAGAUCCCCAAAAGGCUCUCUCACCGGGUCUUGUCUACGACAUCUCAACCGAGGAAUACAUCAGGUUCUUGUGCUCUCUAGAAUACACAGUUGAUCACAUUGUUGCGAUUGUGAAACGAUCUAGCGUAAACUGCACAAAGAAGUUCUCUGAUCCUGGUCAGCUCAACUACCCAAGUUUCUCUGUUUUGUUUGGGGGUAAAAGAGUUGUGCGGUACACUCGGGAAGUAACAAAUGUCGGUGCAGCAAACUCGGUUUACAAAGUGAUGGUUAAUGGGGCUCCUACUGUUGAAAUCUCGGUUAAACCAUCAAAGCUUACGUUUAAAAGGGUUGGAGAGAAGAAGAGGUACACAGUCACGUUUGUUAGCAAGAAAGGAGUGAGUAUGACUAACAAAGCUGAGUUUGGAUCCAUCACUUGGAUCAAUCCGCAACACGAAGUAAGAAGUCCCGUCGCAUUCUCUUGGAACCGGUUUUGAUUAAAAAUCAACAACGAAACACAAAUCUAACAUCCCUAGUGAUGUUUUUUUUUUUUCUUUCUAUUUAAGUUGAGUUCCUAGUGAUGAUUUUGGUUUCUAGAUGAUUGGGUUUAGGCUAAACCAAAACCAAUCCUUGAGCCGUAAUGAUGAUAAUCAUCAUGUAGUGGGGAAGUAAAGUGUUCUUGUUUGGUUUUUGAGUCAUUGAGUGUGUAGGUAAUGAAGAAGACCAUCCCCAAAAAAAGAGAGUUCGGGAUGGUAGUAGAAAAAAAUGUUUCAUUGUGUUGCUUCGAGUUUUCCAUUUAACUAUAUUAUACUGAUGAAAUUAUGAAAUUGUCUCUUUUAUAAAUAACCUAAUGUUGUGACAUCA
This is a messenger RNA of Capsella rubella, 2641 nucleotides long. Its product is annotated as subtilisin-like protease SBT1.8. Gene Ontology annotation, molecular function: serine-type endopeptidase activity. The record is from RefSeq and is a predicted model, not a curated record. Gene Ontology annotation, biological process: proteolysis. The transcript is spliced from 2 exons. Bases 1 to 2274 code for a protein of 757 amino acids. NCBI's taxonomy places the organism in Eukaryota, Viridiplantae, Streptophyta, Magnoliopsida, Brassicales, Brassicaceae.